This is a messenger RNA of Myxocyprinus asiaticus (Chinese sucker), 2361 nucleotides long. RefSeq names its product transmembrane emp24 domain-containing protein 5-like. Bases 125 to 790 code for a protein of 221 amino acids. The transcript is spliced from 4 exons. The record is from RefSeq and is a predicted model, not a curated record. Gene Ontology annotation, cellular component: endoplasmic reticulum; Golgi apparatus; endoplasmic reticulum-Golgi intermediate compartment. NCBI's taxonomy places the organism in Eukaryota, Metazoa, Chordata, Actinopteri, Cypriniformes, Catostomidae. Gene Ontology annotation, biological process: Golgi organization; endoplasmic reticulum to Golgi vesicle-mediated transport; intracellular protein transport.
AAAAUGAGGCGGGGUCCUCAAGUUACAGCAUUCCCAACUCGGUGAGCUGUCCCAAACAGCUGCUGAAGUGUACAGAAGUGCAGUUUUCAUCGGUUGAUGAUAAUAUUUUUUGAGGUGGUGGAGCAUGGAGGUGUUCACAGUGUGUGUGGCGUUUUUAUCAUUGUUUGUGUCAGUGAUCAGCGCUUUCUCUCAGUCUCUGGACAGUGACUUUACUUUCACUCUACCAGCCGGACGCAAAGAGUGCUUCUUCCAGAGCAUGAAGAAAGACGCUUCACUAGAGAUCGAGUAUCAGGUUCUAGAUGGUGCGGGUCUAGAUGUGGACUUCUACUUGCAUUCACCCAGCGGUCACGUUCUGGCCUUUGACCACAGAAAGUCUGAUGGGGUUCACACAGUGGAAACCGAGGAGGGAGACUACAUGUUCUGUUUUGAUAACACAUUCAGUGCUGUUUCUGAGAAAAUGAUCUUCUUUGAGCUGAUUUUGGACAAUGUGGAUGAAGGAGAGAAAUCGGAGGACUGGAAGGCAUAUGUGCAGGGAGCAGAUCUUCUGGACAUGAAACUAGAGGACAUCAUGGACACCAUCAACAGUGUGAAAGCUCGUAUAGGCAAGAGUCUCCAGAUCCAGACAGUACUGAAAGCCUUUGAGGCACGUGACCGUAACCUACAAGAAAGCAACUAUGAACGGGUCAACAUGUGGUCAUGUACAAACCUUGUCGUCAUGGUGAUCGUAUCCGGGGUACAGGUCUACUUGCUGCGCAGCCUGUUUGACGACAAGAGAAAAAUACGCACGUAGCCUCCCCCACUGCAAGACUGGAAAACACUCUUUUUCUUUCAAACUCUCUUAAUAUUCAGCUCCACCCUCAGUUCUUCCCAUCAAAGUGUCCUUGAGCUGCCCUCCUUCCCACUUGUUUUUUGAUCUGUCUUGCCUUGUGAUGAACACAAUUGUUUUAUACUCUUCUCGAGUCAGGGACUUUCUGGUGCCGAUAAAAUAAGAGAUUGAAGUUGAUCUCUAAGCUGCUAUGUGUAAGAGAGAUCUAACCAGGAUCAUGACCUCCUGGAUACUUUUAAUUUUAAAUAUAUAUGAUUGGACUAUCAGAGAACUAAAAAAAUUGUUUUUGGGUAACACUUUACAAUAAGGUUGCAUAUGUUAACUUGUACAUCAUUUAUUAAUAUUGGUUUAUGUUCUUUUCUACAGAUACAUUCUUAACAUUUAAUGAUGUAUACGUUAACAGUGAUGCAUUAUGAACUAACAGUGAACAAUAGUGUAUAUAAAUGUACAUUAGCAAAAAUUAUUAAAUGCUUUGAAAAAAGCAUUGUUCAUUGUUAUUUUGAUAUUUAAUGCAUUAAAUAAUAUUAAAAAGAUAGUUCACCCAAAAAUGAAAAUUCUCUCAUUUGGUCACCCUCAUGCCAUCUCAGAUGUGUAUGACUUCCUUCUGCUGAACACAAAUGAAGAUUUUAAGAAGAAUAUCUCAGAUCUGUAGGUCCAUACAAUGCAUUGUGAUGGUGAUUAGAACUUUGAAGCUCCAAAAAGCACACAAAUGCAGCAAAAAAGUAAUCCAUAUGACUCCAGUGGUUUAAUCCAUGUCUUCAGAAGCGAUGUGAAAUGUGUGGGUGAGAAACAGGUCAAUAUUUGAGUCAUUUUUUUUACUAUAAAGCUCCACUUUCACAUUCGUCUUCUUUUGUUUUUGAUGAUUCACAUUCUUCGUGCAUAUCACCACCAACUGGGCAGGGAGGAGAAUUUAUAGUAAACAAAAAAAAAGACAUUGAUCUGUUUCUCACCCACACCUAUCAUAUAGUUUCUGAUGACAUGGAUUAAACCUCUGGAGUCAUGUGGAUUACUUUUAUGCUGCUUUUAUCAGCUUUUUGGAGCUUCAAAGUUUUGGUCACCAUUCACUUGCAUUGUACGGACACAGUGCUGAAAUAUUCUUCUAAAAAUCUUUGUUUGUGUUCAGCAGAAGAAGGAAAGUCAUACACAUCUGAGAUGACCUGAGGGUGAGUACAUGAUGAGAGAAUUUUCAUUUUUGGGUGAACUAUCCCUUUAACACAUAGAAACUUACUGUAAAGUAUUACAUGUUUUUUUGUAUAACACCAUGUUUUAUAAAACCCUUAUUGACACUUCACUGUUAGUGAAAUCUUGGCAUUGAGAUGCAGCAUGUUUCGUAUUUUUUGUAAAGGACUAGGCUAAAUAUUUUGAAAUUACACCGAUGUGAAGCAUUUGUGGGAAGUAGUAAUGUCUGAUUAAAAUAUUGACUGUUUUGAAUGCAUUUUUGUAUUGUUAACCACACCCUGUGCCAAACUUUUGUUUGUUUUACCUGUCUGCUACUGAUAAAUAUAAGGCAAGCCACACCCUACAUGCACCCAAAA